Molecule: messenger RNA, 1455 nt
Organism: Ornithodoros turicata
Lineage: Eukaryota; Metazoa; Arthropoda; Arachnida; Ixodida; Argasidae
Exons: 2
Coding region: 425-1417 (330 amino acids)
Source: RefSeq, a predicted model, not a curated record
CCCACUCCAAGAGCACCACAUAACAUAUUAUUUACUGAAGUCUAAAGCCUGUGACCUGGAGGAUGUCCAAGCUCUUAAGAGCCUGGACUCAUACAAUUAUUUAAUUAGUGGCAAAGUGGGGCGGCUUCUUGUCUACCAAACAGACAGUGACACCUGCUUUCUAAAGGGAACGGUUUCACCUUCCCAGGCAGAUGAAUAUCGGCCGUACCAGGCGUGGGUGUGCGUGACAAGCGACUGUCGCGUUCUCUGGGGCUCCUGCACCUGCAAGGUUGGCUUAACAAGAGUAUGUAGCCACGUUGGUGCUAUACUAUGGAAAAUAGAAUUUGCAAAUCGGAAAGGUCUCACGGGACAAAGUUGCACGGACAGGAGUGCCAGUUGGAACCAUGGUACCAAAAGAAAUGUCGUACCAUCACAGGUACUAGACAUGGACUUCAGCAUGGCAAAGAACAUCAUGCACGCAUCACCCACAAACAGAAAGGUCUCAGUGCCACGUUACGAGGACCACAAGACGUACGUAAAAGCUAUGAAAGAGAGUGAAAUAGCACCGCUGCUUGACAUCAGAGGCAGUUUGCUGCAUCAGACUGUUUUUGCCAGUUUGCCAUCAAAUGUGCAGACCAGUUGUUGCAGUCAAAGGGACACUGUGCCUGAACAUGGUUCCCACAAUGAACCAGAGUUGCUUGCGUGUGAGUUGUGCUUUGAAUUCUACAGUCAGUGGGUGAAAAUCGAAGAAUCGUCAAGGCAAAGGCUCAUGAAGUUGACGUGCCAACAGAGUGGUGACCUAUGGCAAGCAAGUCGUAAGCUUCGACUCACAGCAUCAAACCUUUCCAAAGUUCCCCGCAGAAAAGACACUGCGCCGGACAAGUUCAUAAAGUCAUGCCUGUUCAGUACGUUUCGGGGCAACAAGGCAAUGAGUCAUGGAAAGAAAUUUGAACCAGUCGCAAGGAAGGCCUUCGAAAAUAGCUAUGGUGUUUGUGUGGAGCUGUGUGGAACAGUGGUGAGUGCAACUCACCCAUUCUUAUCAGCAAGUCCUGAUGGACUGGUGGGCACUGACAGUAUUUUGGAAAUAAAGUGCCCACAUACAGAAGACUGUGUGCAGUUUGUUCACACCUGUAAGUACGAUGUCAGGAGGGACACUGAUGGUAGAUAUUACCUUGCUAAAGAAGGAAAGAAUGGAUACUACAUGCAAGUUCAAUUUGUGAUGUUUUGCUCUGAGAGAUCAAAAUGUUACUUUCAUGUAUGGUCAGCACUGAAUUCUAUUAUAAUUGAGGUGACCUAUGAUGUAGAGUAUGUUGCCAUGCAUAUCACAAGGUUCAGUGAAUUUUACUUUAGACAUUAUUUGCCCAGGCUUGUUGAUGCUGUAAAUUCCAAGAACUUGGCACUCACUGAUGAAUAUAAGGUACUGUGUUCAGAACGGUAAACUCAGAACAGAAUAAACUGCAGGUCACUGGAACACAA